GGGGAAAUUUGGGAUUUUUGGGGGGAAAUUCAGGGAUUUUGGGUCAUUUUUGUGGGAAAUUGGGGGAUUUUGGGGCGAAAUUUUUGGUUUUUGAGGCGAAUUUGGGGUUUUGGGGUUGGAUUUUGGGGCGUUUUUGGGGUUUUUUGGGGUUUUUUUUGCAGAGGAAGUUUCGAUGGUUUUGGAGCGGCUGCACCGAGCCCGGAGGCCCCCGGUGGAGAUCGACAUCAGCCCCCCCAGGAGGUCCCUUUUGCUCCCGGAUUCCCGAGCUCUGAUGGAGGAACUGGAGGAAGCUCCCGACCCUUUCUUCGGGAUCAUGGGGGUGGAGCUGCCCCAGGUUCAGGAGCUGCUGCCCCCGGAGGAGCCCCCAGGAGGAGCUGCCCGAGGUGACCCCGCGGGAGCUGCAGCUGCUGCUGGAGGCCGAAGAUCCCGUUCCUGUCCCAUAGAUCCGUUCUGCCCCAUAGAUCCGGUUCUGCCCCAUAAAACCCGUUCCUGCCCCAUAGAUCCGGAGCCGGUGUCUCUGCCCCACACCCUGCGCCGGACCCCGAACGAGCUGCUGGGGACGCCCUGUCACCCUCUGCUGCCCCCGGAGCUUCGCCGCCUUUGGACUCGUCUGGUCCGGCCCCUCCCCCGCCCCCCGGAGCCGCCCCCGGAGCCGCCGAGCGAGGUGGAGGUUCUUCGGGAGGCGCUGGAGCCGAGCCUGCCCCCCCCCAGCUCCGAACUUUCCCUGGAGCCGAUGGAGGAAGAACCGAGCAUCCCGCCACUUCCGGCUCCGCCCCCCGAGGUUCUCCCGGAAGUUCCGGAAGCGCCGGCGCUCGACCUCCGAAGGCUGAUCCUUGACCACGCCCAACUUCCGGAAGGGGCGGAGCUUGCCGCCAUCUUGGAUCCGGCUUGGCCACGCCCGCUUGUGGCUCGGGCCUUCGCUCUCUGCCUGGAGCUCUGCGCUUCCCAUUGGCUGCAGCUGGAGCAGCCCCGCCCCUACGGACCAAUCAGAAUCAAGCUCCGCCCACAGCGCCAAUAAACCACGCCCACAUGACCAUAUAUGGAGUUGGAGUUGGUUUUUUUUGGGGAAUUUUGGGAAUUUUGGGGUUGUUUAAAGGGAAUUUUUGGGGAUUUUGGCGGGAAAAUUUUGGCGGGAAUUUUGGGGUGAAUUUUUGGGAGUUUUUGGGGAUUUUUAUGGAAUUUUUUGGGAAUUUUUUGGGAAUUUUUUGGGGAAUUUUUUGGGGAAUUUUUGGGGAAUUUUUUGGGAAUUUUUGGGGAAUUUUUUGGGAAUUUUUUUUGGGAAUUUUUUGGGGAAUUUUAGGGAAUUUUUUGGGGAAUUUUUUGGGAAUUUUUUGGGGAAUUUUUGGGGAAUUUUUGGGAAUUUUUUUGGAAUUUUUUGGGAAUUUUUGGGGAAUUUUUGGGAAUUUUUGGGGAAUUUUUUUGGAAUUUUUUGGGAAUUUUUUGGGGAAUUCUUGGGGAAUUUUUGGGAAUUUUUGGGGAAUUUUUUUGGAAUUUUAGGGAAUUUUGGGGAAUUUUUUCGGAAUUUUGGGGUUGUUUGAAGGGAAUUUUUGGGGGAUUUUGGCGGGAAAAUUUUGGCGGGAAUUUUGGGGUGAAUUUUUGGGAGUUUUUGGGGAAUUUUUUUGGGAACUUUUGGGGAAUUUUUGGGGAAUUUUGGGGAAUUUUUUUGGGAAUUUUGGGGGAAUUUUUAAGAAUUUUUUGGGGAAUUUUUGGGGAAUUUUGGGGAAUUUUUUGGGGAAUUUUUUUGGAAAUUUUGGGUUGAUUUUUUUGGAAUUUUGGGGAAUUUUGGGGGGAAUUUUUGGGGAUUUUUUUGGGAAUUUUUUGGGGAAUUUUUGGGGAAUUUUUGGGAAUUUUUUGGGAAUUUUUGGGGGAAUUUUUGGGGAAAUUUUGGGGAUUUUUGGGAAUUUUUUUGGGAAUUUUUUGGG
Molecule: messenger RNA, 1922 nt
Organism: Poecile atricapillus (Black-capped chickadee)
Lineage: Eukaryota; Metazoa; Chordata; Aves; Passeriformes; Paridae
Gene: REC8
Product: REC8 meiotic recombination protein
Exons: 12
Coding region: 173-1018 (281 amino acids)
Source: RefSeq, a predicted model, not a curated record